Messenger RNA from Acaulospora colombiana, 1014 nucleotides. The record is from the annotation of a GenBank genome assembly. NCBI's taxonomy places the organism in Eukaryota, Fungi, Glomeromycota, Glomeromycetes, Diversisporales, Acaulosporaceae.
AUGGCAAGCAUCAAAGUUUCUUACCAAGAUACCAUUCGUCGCUUCGCCGUUCCUAAGACCAUUACUUGGCUAGAACUUGAAUCCAAUCUUCGAACUUUAUUUUCAUUUUCUCCUACUUUCUCUUUUGCACUGUCCUACACCGACGAAGAUGGUGAUAUAAUCACUCUAUCCUCCGACUUGGAACUUCAAGAUAUCCUUUCUCAGACGCAACAACACACUCCUCUGAGAUUCACUCUUAUUCCUUAUAACAAACAACCUAAAGAAAAUGAAAAUAAUAAGCCAGUUAUAGACCAACCUUCUCAAUUUUCAACUUUUCAGCAGCAAACAAUGACAGACGAGGAACCUUCAUUCACUCCAAAAAUUUCAUCCGCUAAAGGAAAACAGAAAGCCGAACCUUCCUUGAGUGAUCCUGACCCGUUUAUACAAGAAGAACAAGACAAUGAAGAGCAGACGAGGCCACCAUUCAUUGAUCUGGCAGCACAAUUUCAAAAAGUAAUUGAUCAAUUACGUCCAAUGAUGGAGCAACAACCAUAUCUAAUCGAACAGGCAAAUAGAAUAAUGGAUCAGAUUUUACAUAAUAUUCCAGUGAACAUCGAGGAAUGGACGCAAUGGUUUAAUGACAAAAUUGCGGAAGCUCAAAGAAAUUUCUAUAACAAUACAAAUAUUGAUGCUAUGGAUGAAAAACAAACAAAUUCCACUCAACAGCAAUUCGAAGAAUCGUUCUUCAAUCCUCAGAACAUUAUAAAUAAUAAUUUUGUUCAACGCAUGAAUCAGGCAGCUGCAAGUAUUCCUUCUAGAAUUAAUGAGUGGCAAAAUGGACGACUUAUGACCGAUGAAACUAUGAAAGAAAAAUUAGAAUUAUUGCGUUCAAUGGGAUUCUCAAAUGAUAAAAAAAAUGAAGAACUGCUAAAGAAAUAUCAAGGGAAUGUUGAAAGGGUGGUUGAAAUCUUGAUCGAAGAUGUGGAAUACUCUGUGGUGGAUACUGAGAUUCAAAUGGAGGAUUUUAUUUUUUAA